This is a messenger RNA of Limanda limanda (common dab), 3499 nucleotides long. RefSeq names its product lebercilin LCA5 (gene lca5). The coding region runs from base 78 to 2480 and encodes 800 amino acids. The transcript has 9 exons. The record is from RefSeq and is a predicted model, not a curated record. NCBI's taxonomy places the organism in Eukaryota, Metazoa, Chordata, Actinopteri, Pleuronectiformes, Pleuronectidae. Gene Ontology annotation, biological process: intraciliary transport. Gene Ontology annotation, cellular component: axoneme.
ACAGAACAGCAGCCUGGAGACGAUCAAAUAUGGUUUAGAAGACAGAGGCGACUGGGGUGUGAUGUACGUGUCUCAACAUGGAGUCUGAAAAUGCCACUGACCGAUAUGAAGACAACAAGGAUGGAAGUCGACAGUCCCUCCGGAGUAGAAGUAAAGAUUCCCGAGCAUCAUCCAUCCAAAAACACAAAAGCAAUUCCCGGGAUAAUAUCCAGGAUAAGGAUGAAAAAGAUUCCUGUGCUGAGAGUAGAUCCAAAACUAGAACCUGGCGUUCAGAUCCUGAUCGGGACCAGGUAUCAGGUGGUGAGGGUCGGAGAAGUAGUGCCUCCUUUUACUCGGAGGACUAUGAGAACGAGUCUCCCUCAGAGCGUUCGCUUUCACCACAUUCCCGAUCCCGGACGCCAUCCCCGACUCCUCAAAAAGGGGUGCGGGCAAAGAGGAUUUCUGUCAGCCCCGUCUACAAAACAGGUGGUGUGGGGCGCAAGGGUUUGUCCCGUCCACAGCGUUUAGGUCGCCAACCCCUGACCCAGCAGCAUCGGAGGGGAGUGCGAUCACAAAGCAACGAGUCCACAACCCCAAAAGACCUGGAUCUGGUGACCAAGCGGAUGCUGUCGGCCCGCCUGCUAAAGAUCAAUGAAUUGCGCAACGCUCUUGCCGAGCUGCAGCAGCGCACUGAUGAGCUGCAGAAAGAAAACCGAGUCCUCAGACAGCUUCAGUUUCGUCAAGAGAAAGCCCUGCAGCGCUACGAUGACACAGAAAGCGAGAUUUCCCAAUUGUUGUCGCGCCACUCCAACGAGACCACGGUGCUGCGCGAACGACUCAGGCGCACUCAAGAGCGCGAACGUGCGGCCGAGCGGAGGCUGAAAGAAAGCGAGGAGCAGCUGCAGAGAAGUCAGACAGCCGUCAUCCGGCUAAAGAAGCUGGUCGACCAGAGGGAGUUAGGAGCCAGGGACGAGUUGAGCCGCAAGCUGGAGGAAGAAAAGACACGAGCCCAGGAGGCAGAUCGCAAGAUUAAGGAGCUGGAGCGCAGCAUGGAGCUGAGCAACAGCAGUUACCAGAGGCAGUUGGCUGCAGAGAGGAAGAAGACCAUCAGCGCCCAGGAGGAGAUCAGGACCCUGCAGGAGGAGCUGGAACGACUGACCAACAGACUUAAGGAGAAGGAGAGAGAACUAGACACCACGAACAUUUAUGCCAACCGCAUGGGGAAAUCCUCACGUAGAACAGAUGCUGACAGCUGCACAAAGCGGAAAGUCCCCAGCAGGAGCAGCAGCAAGGCAGUGCAGACUCAACAUAUGGUGUCCAGUCUGGGUUUCCCCACACCCCCCCCUGCCAUCACCGAUGCCAAUGAUUACAGUGAGCAGGGACCUGAUGAAUACCUAUCACUCAAGGAGCUUGGUGGAGUGGACAGACAGGCAAAGACCGAUGACAGGAAUCAAAACGGGGAACGACAGAAGCCGAGUGACAAGGAAAAGGAAAGAGACAGAGAGAAAGAGCAAGACAAGCAGCAGCUCAAGCAGGAGAUGAAUGCGCUUAAAGAGAAGGCGAAGAGAUUAGGAGACGGCGGUGAGAAAGAAUCUGAGGAAGAAGAAAGAAAGAAGACAAGUUCACUUUUGAACCAGAAGGAGAAUGAGAUCAACAGGAAGCAUGGGCAUGUCCAGGAGGAGGUGGAGAGGUGGAACCAAGAAGUUCUGACCAAUCAGCAUGCAGCAGAGGAAGCACGUCAGAAAAAAGAGCAGCUGCUGGCCAAGAUGCGCGAUAUAGAUCGUCAAAAUGGCGGCGGCCAGGACGCCAUGUUUGCUGAGUCGACCCUUUCCGAGACCAACAAAGGUUCCAGCGACCAUUUUUCUCCUCGCCCUCCUGAGCAGAGGAACCAUAACUCUUCGAUUUUCAGCCUCACGGCACCAGAGGAGUCUGCCAGUUUGGGUGCUGGUGAUGGAAGCGGAGGAGGUGGAAGGAGAAUAGCAGGUAUAGAGGGUGGAGCAGCGAUAACAGGGUUGGGGAGGAGAGCACUACGCCCUCAAAUCUCCAGUGACGAUUUGGCGUUCGGAGCCUACUCGCCAUCUUUUGGGCUUUCAACUUCCCGCGGGUCUUUUGGUUUCCCUCCACCUCCGUCCAGAGAGGACAGGGACUCUGCUUUAGAGUCAAUAGGUGUUUUUAGUCUCAGAGGGCUGGAGACAGAAAGAGAGAAGGACACAGAAAAAGGGACGGGCAAGGACAGAAAGUCUAGUCUCAUGCAGCAGCUCUUUGGAGCAAUAGCCACACCCACUGGUGACGGUGUGAGCUCCUCCAAUAGAAUGGGGGUCCUCAGUAGUCCUCCGAUUACAAAUGGGGUACAUUCAAGAAAGGAAAGACUCCAAAGCUUCAACUCAGGGUCUUCCACUCCUCCUGCGACCUCUUUAAGCAUCCUACAUGUAGCUGAGAGCCGACCUGCCAUCCGGGCCAUCCCUUCAUUCGACGACGACAUCGAAGAACUGACUUUAUGAAAGUAAUUUAGCAGAGAGGUAGUCGGCCUCAUAGUCGGCCGUUACGUCUGUUAGAAACACGUAGAAAAUGACACAGGGUCAAAUUAAAUGAGGACCAUUAUCAAGGAAAACCACCAGACAUAGAAGGGAAGAAACUGCAAAGCAUACAAAGCACUAUAUGACAAUACAAAUGAUAAUAUAUUUCAGCUUUUUAUCAAUUUAUCAUGUAGGAAAUAUGUUAUUUUUUCAGUGGUAGUACAGAACAUGUGUUUUAAUUGUAGUUGCACUUUUUGAAGAUGUGUUUCACUGGCUGUAGUUCAGAUUUCCUGUCAGUUUAUCUGAGAAACACAAAGUCCGCAGAGCCACAACAACCACGAUCCCUGCAUCUUGUCCAAUAAACCGAAAGGCCCAACACGAGGAGAACAGACAGUGAAACUGGGAAAAACAUUGUAUCAAUACGUUUCACAUUUCAGCACUUUGCCAUAUUUUGUAGUGCUCAUAUGUAAUUAUAGAUCUAUUUAUUUUUGUGGGUACAUUUGUGGAACAACAUUUAUUCCAUUAACUUUUGUUUCUCUCUGAGACGCACUAAUUUAUCAUCAAGCGAUAUGACAAUCAUACUCUACGUGGACAAUCACAAAAAAUAGGUUAUUUUUGUAACUUCCUGCAAGUUUAUGUUUGUUAUUACAAUUGUUCAUAUACAUUUUUUGUGGGAAAAUGUCAUAAACCCCACAGAUAAGAUAUUAUAGUUGAAUAAUCAGCAUAUUGGUUGUGUGUAAUCUAGCACAUUCAAAAGAUAUGGCUUUCUUUAGGCCUAUUUAUAGGAGUGAAUACUCUUAAUUCCUGGUGUGUUUCAGGGUAGUAUUACACUGAGCAGAUAAUCAGCACUAAUACAAACAAUCAAGAGAAGCUACCAUGCUCUAUUUAUAUAUCUGUUUAUUUCGUAUAAAAUGUUGUAUUUAUAAGAAUAAAAGUCAACGUGUAAAAAUUGGUAUUUGUAUUUUCUCAGGUUCGAGGAGCUCUUUGUUAUAUGGUCGUUUUCA